AUGAACCCUUUGUGGAAGUCCUACAAGAGCAAAGUGCUCAAGACCAUUAACCCCGAGUAUGAGGAGGAAACUGCGGAGGAGGUUUCAGAAGUGGAAAUGGAGAAUGAUCUGAAUCCAGUUCAAGAGGACGAGGGCCCCAAUGCUGUCUCCCAGUUAGCCAAAAAGAUGCAGGGAGCUGGGGCUAAGAGCUGGAACAAACUGUCCACUUUAUUCAACAAAGAGGAUGAGCACCAGCUCCUGGAGGAGACGGAGAGUCCACCUGUCCCUGACCAUCCAUUGGCAGUAAAGCCUGAGGAGCCCUCUCGACCCUCACGCCGCACAGGAUUCUGGGACAGUUUUGCCACCAACUGGGCUGCCAAGAAGCAGGCGGACGCAGCGGCUGCAGCAGCCAAUGAGGCGGCCGCAUCAGCGCAGGAGGGGGAGGGGGUGAUGGAGUCCGGGGGGCAAGAGGCCCAGGACGGCCACAUCUCAGAAAACCAGGGCGAUGAGGGCGGAGCUAAGACCAACAGCUUCUCCAAAUAUGUGUCUCUGGGGGGAGGGGCUGGGGGCAGUGAAGAUGCCUCCUUUAAGUGGAACUUUGUCACCAGUAAACUGGCUGAGCUCAAGACCAAGACCGUGACCAAAACCAACUAG
This is a messenger RNA of Boleophthalmus pectinirostris (great blue-spotted mudskipper), 633 nucleotides long. RefSeq lists its product as uncharacterized. The coding region runs from base 1 to 633 and encodes 210 amino acids. The transcript is spliced from 4 exons. Gene Ontology annotation, biological process: spermatogenesis. NCBI's taxonomy places the organism in Eukaryota, Metazoa, Chordata, Actinopteri, Gobiiformes, Gobiidae. The record is from RefSeq and is a predicted model, not a curated record.